AUGAGGCCAGAGCUCAACCACCUUAGUUUGAGGAUAGAAGAAUGUUGGCGGUUGGAAGAAGCUACAAGAAAUCAAGCCAGUUCACAACUUUGGAGGAAAGAAAGACAUAAACGUUUCACUGCAUCUAAUUUUGGGGAACUAUCAAAACGGCGGAAGACCCCUGAUGACAGGUUUUUAUCACGAAUUUUCAAGCCAAAGAACAUUGAUCAUGUACCCGGCAUAAAACAUGGUAAAACAAACGAAAACGUAGCUCGUGAAAUUUACCAGAAAGCUGAGCCAAGCGUUAGGGUGUUUCCAUCAGGAUUGGUGGUCCACCCAGCAGCUAAUUUCUUGGGUGCUUCGGCGGAUGGCCACUUAGUCGAUAAUAUGGAAGUUGGACAGGAAAAUGGAGUCUUGGAAAUUAAGUGCCCCUUAUGGGAGUCGUUGUCGAAAGGUCUUUUUAUAUAUUUAGCGAUAUUUUGA
Messenger RNA from Ceutorhynchus assimilis (cabbage seed weevil), 462 nucleotides. NCBI's taxonomy places the organism in Eukaryota, Metazoa, Arthropoda, Insecta, Coleoptera, Curculionidae. The record is from the annotation of a GenBank genome assembly.